Molecule: messenger RNA, 3465 nt
Organism: Momordica charantia (bitter melon)
Lineage: Eukaryota; Viridiplantae; Streptophyta; Magnoliopsida; Cucurbitales; Cucurbitaceae
Product: Calmodulin-binding transcription activator protein with CG-1 and Ankyrin domain
Biological process (GO): regulation of transcription by RNA polymerase II
Cellular component (GO): nucleus
Molecular function (GO): double-stranded DNA binding; protein binding; transcription coregulator activity
Source: RefSeq, a predicted model, not a curated record
AUUUUCGAUUUUUCUGGGCGUACGAAACCCAAAGUGCACGAGAAGACGGAAGCUGAAGAAUGUUGAAGUCAAUUCUCAAUUUCUCUCUUCUCCUCCGCUUUUCACCUGCUCGGUGAUCCGGCGAGGGAUUUUCCGGCGGCGACGCCGUCGGCGAAGUUUUCUCUCCGAUCUCUUCUCUCUGUCUGCGGUCUUACAACUCGUGCUCCUGCUGCAGAAGCGGAAGUUGAACCUCUUCUCUGCAAUUCCGGAGGAAUUCGAAAUGUUAUUUUUCACUUUUUAGCGCUGAAUUAGCUGUCGUGAUCUGUACAUGAUGAACGCCGGAUAUGAUAUUAAUGAUCUUUAUCGAGAAGCACAAACCCGUUGGCUGAAGCCUCCAGAGGUGCUUUUUAUUUUACAGAAUCAUGAGAAAUAUCAGCUGACUGAGGAGGCCCCUAAAAAGCCAACAAGCGGUUCUUUGUUUCUUUUUAACAAGAGGGUUCUCCGCUUCUUCCGCAAAGAUGGUCAUAGCUGGCGCAAAAAAAGGGAUGGAAGAACUGUUGGAGAAGCACAUGAACGACUUAAGGUUGGAAAUGCGGAAGUGUUAAAUUGCUAUUAUGCACAUGGAGAGCAUAAUCCCAGUUUCCAGAGACGUAGCUUUUGGAUGCUGGAUCAGUCAUGUGACCACAUUGUUCUUGUACACUACAGAGAUAUUAGUGAGGGAAGGUCUGGGGCGGAAAGUGUUCCACAAUUAUCUCCAGCAUCGGCUUCUACUUUUAGUUCCUACUUGUCACAAAAUCUUCCUUCAGAAUAUCACCAUACAUCAUCGAGCCCUGGGUCUACAGAAGUUAGUUCUGACACUGGAAACUAUACUAAUGGGGCAAAUGGUGUGGAUGGGCAGUAUGCAAUAUCAGAAUUAAAAAGUUCAAACGAAUUUGAGGUUUCUCAAGCUUUGAGAAGGAUAGAGGAACAAUUAAGUCUGAAUGAAGACAGCUUGAAAGACAUUGGUCCAUUUUAUAGCCAUGAGGAAGUUUCAAAUUCUCACCUUAUAGACCAUUAUCAGAUGUCCAACGAGGAUCAGUUUUCAGUGCUUCAGCAUUCAGAAAAUGCAGCUCAUGAUAAUAAUUAUACACAGUUUGAGACGCAAGAUGCUAAUGGAAAACAUCACCACUAUGCAAUGGCACAUGAGUUUGUAUUUGGUAGUGAAGGAACUCAACCAUGGGGUGAUGCCCUUUGUUCAAGUAAGACAUCAGACCUUGAGUCUCCAGAUAGGCAUUCUCUCCUACGGAAUGAAAAUGAAAAGACAUCACCAUCUUCGAGUAAAGGUACAAGUGUAGAAAAUGAACUUUUCAACUGGCUGAACAGCAGAAGAAAAACUUCUCCUUUGCUAGGAAGCCACCAAACUCCAGAAUAUACUUCACCAGUGGACACUCAUAAUGUUACUUCCAACUAUCAUACACCAUUUCUUAAACAAGACCAUGGAAAUUCUUUUGGAGUUGACACAAGUUUAAUUGUUGCACAAGUGCAGAAAUUUGCAAUCCACCAAAUAACACCCGAGUGGGGUUAUGCUACUGAGAGCACCAAGGUCAUCAUUAUUGGAUCUUUUCUUUGUGAUCCUUCAGAAUCUUCAUGGGCUUGUAUGUUUGGAGAUAUUGAAGUUCCUCUUCAGAUUGUUCAGAAUGGGGUUCUUUGUUGUGAAACACCUCCACACCUUCCUGGGAAGGUAGCUUUCUGCAUUACAUCUGGCAAUCGGGAACCCUGCAGUGAAGUCAGAGAGUUUGAGUAUCAAGCUAAAACGAGUGUGUGCAAUCAUUGCCAAUCACAUUCAGGUGGAGCUCUGAAGAGCCCAGAGGAGUUGUUAUUACUUGUCAGACUUGUGCAAAUGCUGCUCUCUUACUCAUCAAUCCAGAAAUCUGACAAGGUAGGUUCUGAAGUUAGGAGCAAUAACUUGAAAGCGGAUGAUGAUCAAUGGAGUUCUAUGAUAGAGUCUCUUCUAGUUGGCAGUGGAACUCCUUCCAGUACCAUUGAUUGGCUUCUUCGAGAGCUGCUAAAAGACAAAUUUCAUCUCUGGCUUUCUUCCCGAUUGGAAGAUAGACAUGAUCCUGCGGGCUGUUCCUUGUCCAAGAAAGAUCAGGGCAUUAUACACAUGAUUGCUGGCUUGGGAUAUGUGUGGGCAUUAAACCCAAUCCUCAGUUGUGGAGUGAAUAUAAAUUUCCGUGACAUUAAUGGAUGGACUGCUCUACAUUGGGCGGCACGCUUUGGAAGGGAAAAAAUGGUUGCUGCACUAGUAGCAUCUGGAGCAUCAGCUGGCGCUGUGACUGAUCCUAGUUCACAAGAUCCGGCUGGUAAAACGGCAGCGUCUAUUGCAGACAUCCAUGGACACAAGGGACUUGCUGGUUAUUUAUCAGAGGUUGCACUUACUAGUCAUCUUUCAUCCCUCACAUUUGAAGGUGAGCAUCCCAAAGGCUCUGCCGAGGUUGAAGCAGAAAUGACAGUAAAUAGCAUCUCAAAGGGGGACCUCUCUUCCUCUGAGGACUAUAUGCCACUAAAAAAUACGUUAGCUGCAGUCAGGAAUGCUGCUCAGGCAGCAGCCCAGAUUCAAUCUGCUUUCCGUGCACAUUCUUUCAGAAAGCGACAGCAGAAAGAGGCAGUUUUUGCAGCUUGUAUAGAUGAGUAUGGAGUUGAUCCAAAUGACAUACAUGGGCUCUUUGCUAUGUCAAAGUUAAACUUCUGUAAUCGACGGGAUUACAAUGCAGCUGCAUUAUCUAUACAAAAGAAGUAUAGAGGCUGGAAAGGACGUAAAGAGUUUUUAUCAAUUCGUCAGAAAGUCGUGAAGAUACAGGCACAUGUGAGGGGGUAUCAAGUUAGAAAGCACUACAAAAUAAUUUGUUGGGCUGUUGGAAUCCUUGAUAAAGUUGUACUACGUUGGAGAAGGAAAGGAGCUGGUUUGAGAGGUUUUCGUAGCGAGGUAGGAUCUAUUGAUGAGAGUGAAGACGACGAUAUUAUAAAGGUGUUCCGUAAACAAAAAGUGGAAGGAACUAUUGGCGAGGCUGUUUCACGAGUGCUGUCCAUGGUUGACUCUCCAGAUGCUCGUCAGCAAUAUCAUCGUAUGCUUGAAGGAUUUCGGGAAGCUAAGGCUGAACUUGAUGGCACAGCAUCGACUUCUCUCGGCGAUGUUUCUGGAAUGGAAGACUGUAACACAUAUUCCAAGUUUGUAUAGGAACAACUCUGGUGAUCCUAAUUAACUAACAUUCACUGAUUUUAUGUUUCAUUGCUAAGUUUCUUUUUUUUUUUGGUUCAUCACCAUCUGUACAGUAGCAUAGUGAUUAGAAUCGGUAAGCACAGUAAAUGAUUCGUAUUGUCGCUGUAAAUUGCUUGGUAGGAUUAGAUAAUGGGAUGUUGCAAUUAAAUUAAUCCCUAUGGACAUGUAUUAAAAUUAUUAUUAUUUGGUUUUCCUUCUUUUACAAAGACGACGUUUGGUUGGAGAGA